AUGCAACACUAUUUUCUAUUUACUGCAAGUCGGGAUAUUGCAGAACGAAUACGAAAAGAAUUUGUCACUGCAGUGCUCAGGCAGAAUGCCGUAUGGUUAGACGAAAACAACAGCGGCACAAUCACAACGCAGUUAAACGAAAAUAUCACACAAAUUGAAGACGGUAUUGGCGACAAAAUUGGAAUGCUUGCUAGGGGAGUGUCGAUGUUCAUAGCAAGCGCAGCAUUAGCAUUUGCAUACAGCUGGAGGAUAACUCUCAUAUGUAUUGCAGUUGGUCCUAUAAGUGCGAUUACAAUGGCCAUUAUGUCCAAGGUAUGCAUUUGA
Messenger RNA from Strongylus vulgaris, 324 nucleotides. The record is from the annotation of a GenBank genome assembly. Lineage: Eukaryota; Metazoa; Nematoda; Chromadorea; Rhabditida; Strongylidae.